Messenger RNA from Corylus avellana, 537 nucleotides. NCBI's taxonomy places the organism in Eukaryota, Viridiplantae, Streptophyta, Magnoliopsida, Fagales, Betulaceae. The record is from RefSeq and is a predicted model, not a curated record.
AUGGGUGUAGAUUGUUUGUUGAGUUUGCAGUUAGUAACUGUAGAACUCCUGAUGGAUUCAUCUAUUGGCCGUGUAAGGCUGUGCAUAUCCUACUUGGAUGCUACGUGGAACCUUGUUCAAUUAAUUGGAGGCUCUACUUUCAAUGAUGAACAACGAAGGCUCUCCUUGUAUGCUGCAAUGUUUCUCCCAUUUAGAAAGACCAUAUAUAAAGAUAACAAGGCUAAGGAGAUAUCCAUUAUCUCCUACAUUUUUCGGGAGUCUCUUAAGCGAAAAGCCAGUGAUGCUGAAACAGUCAUAAAUGUACACAGUGCAUUGGACAAAUUUUUGUCUUUGAUUCCUUUCCUUGCAUCUAAUGGGGACAUCCAACUCACUGAAGUUGACUGGGGAAGAGGAUUGGAUGAUGUCCCUCAUACUUCAAAACUUCGGGUACUGACAGAUGUGGACACAACAUAAUUUUUCAAGUAUUGGACUUGACAUGGGGAGGACGUGUUAGAUACUGUGUGUGCGCGCGUGUAUGCGUACGUAUAGAGGGGUGAA